Molecule: messenger RNA, 672 nt
Organism: Naegleria fowleri
Lineage: Eukaryota; Heterolobosea; Eutetramitea; Acrasida; Naegleriidae
Exons: 2
Coding region: 1-672 (223 amino acids)
Biological process (GO): cytoskeleton organization; regulation of adenylate cyclase activity
Cellular component (GO): cytoplasm
Molecular function (GO): adenylate cyclase binding; actin binding
Source: RefSeq, a predicted model, not a curated record
AUGACUCAAGCACAAGAUAUUCUCUCACGUCUCGAGAAGUGUGUCUCUCGAUUGGAAAAGAUUGAUUUUUCGUCAUCGAGUGGUGGUGGCAAAAGCAGUGGCAAUGCUGGAUCAUCAGCUCCUCAAGUUGUAGCCUACGAUGACUAUUAUAGUUCACAUGUGGUCCCAUUGUUGGAGACUUGUAAGAAGAUCGGAGGUGAUCUUGCAUCAGCUAAAUCCUUCAUUGAAGCUGGCUUCCAAGGUUUGGGUCGUGUCAUUAAACUCUCCUCCACUCACAGCAAACCUUCCAGCGAUGCUGUUUUGGGAGAAAUUUUGGAAAAGAGUGGAAUUGGUUCAGCACUUUCCUCCUCUGCCGAUUUCCGUUUCAAGAACUUUAAGAGUCCUCUCGCUAAUCAUUUAUAUGUGGUUGAGGAAGGUUUGAAAGUGGUCUUGUGGCCAACCUCCACCACUGCUGUGAGCUAUGUGAAGGAAAUGGUGAAUGCUGUUCAAUUUUACACGAACAAAAUUUUGACCUCAACGAAAGGAAAUAAUGAUGCCGAAUUGCAUAAAUCCUUUGUGAGUCAAUGGAAGAAUGCUAUUGAGGAAUUGGCAGUCUAUGUGAAAGAGUAUCACAUGAGUGGAUUGAAUUGGAGCAAGAGUGGAGAAAAGGCGACACCAAAUGCCUUGAAAUAA